GAGAGGACCACAUCACACAAGUUUCACAACACCUCUCUCUGCUGCUUGUUCCACCCACCAUGUUGUCCCUGGCCAUCAUUCUCUUGCUAUCGGUGGUCGAUCUGGGCCAAGCUCGUCCUCCAGGACUCUUUAGUGUACGCGCAUCAUCGGCAACGCUGCCACACCAAAACUAUACUGUUACUACUACCGGUACUUCCACCAGUAGUACCACAACUGGCAAACGACCGCUUCGAAUUUGCAUUCUUUGGGAGCCGAGUCCCCUGACAUAUCUGAGUGGUCAAGCCGGACGCUUUCAUGCAUUGGUGCAGCAUUUGGCAAACUCUGAUGAGUACAGAGUCCCAAUAACGGACGCAACAACAGCUGCCGACACUACUGGUACCACUUAUCCAUACUUGCACUUGGUGACGGCCGAAAAGGCCCACCCCAAUCCACCCAAGUGUUUCCAACCCAAAGACGAAGGCAAGCAGGCCGCCACAACGUCACCUACCAUACCGGUGCACUACAGCCAAGGGGUGGUCCUUCCCAAUUAUGCCGGGUUGACGGUCUGUGCCGAUUGGACCGCCAAAGUCCUUCGCUUGCUUUUUCCGUUUGGCAGAGGAAAAGACAGUCAGUUUGAUCUGAUGCAUGUCACCACUCCCGGGUUUUUGAUAUUCCCCGUUCUAGUCGCCAGAGUGCUCUAUCAGGUUCCCUUGGUGAUUAGUUAUCACACACAUUUACCAGUGUACAUGAGAUCCUACUUUCCCAUGAUUCCACGCUUGGCCGAGUGGUGUGCCUGGGCCAUUAUUCGCUUUGGACACUCCUUUGCCGAUAUGACGCUACUGACAAGUCCACAAAUUGCACAAGAAUUUAGAGAUCACAACAUUGACCGUUGCCGUGUCUGGCCCAAGGGAAUUGAUACCGAACGGUUUCAUCCCAGAUUCAAGAGUGCGGCCAUGAGAAAGCGCAUGAUAGCAGGAGGACGUGAGGAUUGUUUUCUCCUGGUCUAUAUUGGUCGAUUGGCACGAGAAAAGAGGUUGGAGGAGUUGAAAACAUUGCUCUCCAAACUCAAUGGUGACGAUUUGGCAGAUCAUCCCGACAAGGCUCCGUAUCGGUUGUGCAUUGUAGGGUCGGGUCCCACCGAGCAACAGCUCCGAGCACACUUUGAGGGUACUCCCACAACAUUCCUAGGUCGCUUGGAUGGAGAGGAACUCAGUCAAGCGUUUGCGUCAGGGGAUGUCUUUGUCAUGCCCAGUGAUUCCGAAACUCUGGGAUUUGUCGUCCUGGAAAGCAUGGCAUCGGGAGUGCCGUGUGUGGCGGCCAAAGCCGGUGGUUUACUGGACAUUAUCCAGCACAAUCAAACAGGGCUGUUUGCACAGACUGGCAAUAUUGCAGAGUUUGCUGCUUGUGUCAAGGAGCUGCAGUACAAUCCAGAGUGCCGCAAGAGGCUGUCGGAAGUUGGCCGGCAGGAAACACAAAAGUGGAGUUGGGAUGCCUCGAUGAAGCAUGUCCAAGAAGACCUCUACCAGGAGGCAAUCCGGAACUUUUCGCAGCGGCCAAUGCAGCGUUUCCUGCGCUGGUUGCGAAUCAAACAAUAGAAUGUUCAUAAAUAGUGAUAUAUUAUAUAUAGAAUAUGUAAGCUUCA
Messenger RNA from Seminavis robusta, 1621 nucleotides. NCBI's taxonomy places the organism in Eukaryota, Bacillariophyta, Bacillariophyceae, Naviculales, Naviculaceae. The record is from the annotation of a GenBank genome assembly.